UCUAACUGCAGCAAUGGGCCUCAUCAACGAUCAGCAUGUGCAAACAAUCCUUGGCCUGCACACGUGGGAGGAGGCGAUGUUUGUGGCCCAGCUCGGUGCAAGAUCCAACAUACCAAUUCUUUCCUUAGCCGAGGAUGCCCCACAAUCACCCGCUCCCCAACCAUUCCUAGUUCAAAUGGCCCCAAAUCACCGGUCCCAAAUGCAAGCUGUGGCCGCCAUUGUCGGCUCAUGGGAGUGGCAGAGGGUGGUGGUCAUCUACGAAGAUUACAACUACGCUUCAGCCGGAGACAUCGCCGACCUUGCCGAUGCCCUCCGAGAAGUGAAUUCCAAGAUCGACUAUCGAUCAGUCUUCCCCUCAUUUGCCUCGCAAUACAACUUAAGCAUUGCGAUUCGAGAAGAGCUGGAGAUCUUGAGGAGAAUGCAAUGUAGGGUGUUUAUCGUCCACUCAUCAUUCACCUUCAGUGUCCGGUUAUUUGCAGAGGCCAAGAACAUGGGAAUGAUGGGAAAAGAUUACGUGUGGAUCACCACAGACAGCACUACAAAUCUCUUGAACACCGCCAACCUAUCCAUUAUUUCUUCCAUGCAAGGUGUCAUCGGCGUGAGGAACUACUUCCCGCAGACCAGUCGGCAAUUUAGGGACUUCCAGAUCCGAUUCCGGCGACAUUUCCAUCGAAAAUAUCCUAGAGAAGAUAACUUGGAACCCAGCAUUUUUGGAGCCCGAGCAUAUGAUGCUGCAUGGGUUGUGGCUCAAGCCAUGGAAGGGCUUGGAGAAGGAUCUUUGGCAAAAAGUCAGUGGUCUAGCAGUUCUUCAAUGCUGACUGGUCUUAGGGUUUUUUCACAGGGUGAACGGUUGCUACAACGUGUCCUAUCGAGUAAUUCAAGUGGAUUGAGCGGCCAGAUCUGCCUCUUAAAGGGUAGAUUGGUGCAAGCGGCCGCUCUUGAAAUUGUUAAUGUAGUGGGUAGAAGUUACAGAGAGCUUGGAUUUUGGUCACAACAAUUUCAUUUUUCAGAAGGCAUUGAUUACGAGGAGACCACAGCAGGCAAUAAACAUAGAUCCAUGCUAUUCUUAGGUCAUGUGUUUUGGCCUGGGGGGUCUUAUGUGGCCCCUCGAGGAUGGGCCACCCCGACAAUCACAAAGCCUCUAAGGAUCGGAGUUCCAGCAAAAAGUUCAUUUAGCAGGUUUGUGCGGUCGAAAUUCAAUGCUACUUCAAAUGAAACAUAUUUUGAGGGCUUCUCCAUCGAUGUUUUCAAGAUUGUUGUGAAAAGCCUGCCGUAUGAUUUACCUUACAAGUUCGAAGGUUAUAAUGGCACAUAUGACUCUAUGGUUGAGCAGGUUCAUCUCAAGACCUUUGAUGCAGUAGUUGGGGAUACGGCGAUCGUGGCCCACCGUUGGAAGCACGCCGAGUUCACUCAUCCAUAUGCAGAAUCAGGGGUUAAAAUGUUGGUCCUUGUGGAACCAGAGGAAUCAAGGGCCUGGACUUUCAUGAAGCCGUUCACGCUGAGAUUGUGGGCCCUAGUGGCCGUAGUGAAUUUCUACAAUGGAGUGGUAGUCUGGGUGAUCGAACGCAACAGCGGCAAUGAAUAUUUCAGGACCGGUUCGUUAUGGUAUCAAUUCCGCUCUUCUGUUUGGUUCUCCUUCACCACACUCUUCUCAAGGCAUGGGAUUGAACUCCAGCGCAAUCUGGCUCGAAUGGCUACGGUGGUGUGGCUCUUUGUUGCACUUGUAUUGACUUCAAGCUACGCGGCUAGCCUAACGACUAUGCUUACGGUCCAACGGCUUGAACCACAGCCCAUCAGCGUAGAGUCCUUGAUCAGGUCCAGAUCGAUGGUUGGCUGUGAUAGUGACUCGUUCGUGGUAAAGUACCUGGAAGGGUUGGGAUUCCAUCCCAAGAACAUUAGGAAAUACACCAAUGGGGACAUGGAAUACCCCACGGCCCUCAAGAGUAGAGAGAUCGCAGCCGUCUUCCUGGAGGCCCCUUACGUGAAGUUAUUUCUGGCCGCUAAUUGCAAGGACUACACUACAGUGGGGCCCACCUUUGAGGUGGGGGGAUUCGGCUUUGUGUUUCCCAAGGGUUCACCUCUUGCAAUUGACGUCUCCGAAGCGAUCCUGAAAGUGCGGGAAAGCGGCCAAAUACAUGAACUUGAAGAUGGCUUGAUGGCCUCAUCAAAGUGUCCAAGUUCAGGAUCCAACGGUGAGAAUGGUAGCCUCACCCCAAGCAGCUUCUGCGGGCUCUUCGUGAUCACAGUUGGGGUGUCCACGGUGGCCCUUGUACUCUUCUUCUUCGGUCAAGUUCAUCAAAAUUGGCAAGUUUUGCACGCAUACAUGAAUAUUCAUGGACUCAUAUGGGUCCUUGCAGAGCGUUGGAUGGAAGUGUUGCGCAGGUCCGCUAUGUAUAAUCUAGACCGUCGAUUCAAUGGCAUUGAGUUAACUCAACACAGAAGGGAGUGAAACACUGGAAGAUGUCUCUCUAAAUUUGAAUUGAUUUUUGGGAGAAAAUGACAUAGUGACCCCUUUUUCUUUUUCUUUUUUUGUAAGCAUACAGAUUUUUGAGAGGGAAUGGUUCCAUAUAUAGAAGAUGGAUGGAGCAUCAGAAUAAUCCAUGUUCUGAGCA
Molecule: messenger RNA, 2612 nt
Organism: Magnolia sinica
Lineage: Eukaryota; Viridiplantae; Streptophyta; Magnoliopsida; Magnoliales; Magnoliaceae
Product: glutamate receptor 2.2-like
Exons: 4
Coding region: 14-2449 (811 amino acids)
Cellular component (GO): plasma membrane
Molecular function (GO): ligand-gated monoatomic ion channel activity; signaling receptor activity
Source: RefSeq, a predicted model, not a curated record